Centruroides sculpturatus (bark scorpion) is the source of this 2766-nucleotide messenger RNA. Its product is annotated as patched domain-containing protein 3-like. The transcript is spliced from 4 exons. The coding region runs from base 49 to 2610 and encodes 853 amino acids. Gene Ontology annotation, cellular component: membrane. The record is from RefSeq and is a predicted model, not a curated record. NCBI's taxonomy places the organism in Eukaryota, Metazoa, Arthropoda, Arachnida, Scorpiones, Buthidae.
AUUUAAUUCGGAUAACUAGUGUAAGUCUUUCGCUCUCUCUCUGAAAAAAUGAAGAAAAAAUUCAGGCAUCUUUUCAUUCAUGAAAAAUUAUCUCAUCAAUUUUCACUUCUGGGUAGAUUAAUUGCAAGACAUUAUUUCUUAUUCUUUUUUGGACCACUCGUUUUAACAGCAAUUCUAUCAUUGGGAUUUUUAAAACAUAAAGUUACUAGAGAUGUUCACAAAUUUUUCACUGCAACAAAUGGAAAAGCCAUAGAAAUUUUGAACUUAGUUGAACAUUUAUUUCCGAUGAAUACUUCAGAAUUUGUGUUUAUUCCCAGAAUUGCGAGUACAAGGAAUGAAUGUAUGAUUAUAUUAUAUACUAAAGAAGAUAAAAAUAUAUUUGAAGAUGAUAUCAUUCAAGAAGUCGUUUAUUUUGAUAAUAUUAUAAAAAAUAUUAGUGUGAAAAGAAAUGGAAAAAUAGCGAAUUAUUCAACAUUGUGUGGAAAACAAUAUGGAAAAUGUUUUCAGAAUGAAAUAAUUAAGUUAAUACCACAUGCAAGAGAUAUAAUCUCUGGCAAAUAUAAAAUGAAAUAUCCUUUUGAAAUAGAUAAAGUAACAUAUUUUUAUAAACCGUAUGCUAUGUCAAUAGGUGGUGUAACAGUAGAUUCUAAAGGAUAUCUUCAAAAAGCUCAAGCAUUUAUAUUUUUCUAUACAUUUGACACGUCAGAUUCAUCAAAACUAAAAGAUAUUUCUGAAUGGACAACAACUUUAAAUAAAAUCUUAAGGCAAUUAAAAUUUCGACAUUUACAAUUAGCAUUUUUAAAUUUUGAAUCAUUAGAAGAUGAAAUGAAGGAAUAUUCUAGUGUAUUGCGUCCUUUAUCUGCUGUUGUUUUUAUGAUUGUAGCAACAUUUUCUUUCAUUAUUUGCAUGACAAAUGAUUGGAUAACGAGUAAACCUUGGCUUGGUUUAUCAGCAUGUAUUUCAGCAUUAUUAGCCAUAAUAAGUGGAUUUGGAUUUAUACUUUUUUGUGGACUGAAUUCUUUAGAUGUAAAUUUUGCCUUAAUGUUCGCUAUAUUAGCUAUGGAAAUCGACGAUGCAUUUGUAUUUAUAGCAGCUUGGAGAAAAACUAACCCAGAAGAUUCUGUAGAGAAACGAAUACAGAAAACAUAUUCAGAAGCAGCGAUAUCUGUAACUGUUACUUCCAUUACGAAUUUUUUCUCUUUUGUCAUUGGAAUGACUUCUCCAUUUCCCGGUAUCUCUUUAUUCAAUCUUUUUGCCGGUGCAUGUAUUUGCUUCACUUAUAUUUACUUAAUGACGUUUUUUGGGAGUUGCAUGGUUCUAAGUGGAUUCAGAGAACAGAAACGAUUACAUUGCUUCACUUUUCGUCAUAUUGAAGAUUCCAGAACUGAAGAUUCAAGGGAUAAUCACAAAAAAGAAAACUUCAUCAUGGCUAAAUUUAGAGAUUAUAUUAGUUAUAUUCUAGAAAAGAAAUAUGUAAAAUUUAUAUUUUUUUGUAUAUUUUUUUGUAACUUUGCAUUAUCGAUUUGGGGAUUACAUUACAUUCAAGAAGGUAAUGAUUACAACGAAGCAUUUAAGGAUAAUUCAGAAUUUUCUUCAUUUUGGAAUGCAAAUUUUAAAUAUUUCAACCGGUAUAAUUUUCCAAUUCAUUUAAUUUUCGAUGAACCAUUAAAUUAUGCUGAUCCUAAAAUUCAAAAAUCAAUUGAUGAAUUGUGUAAAAAGUUUGAAAAUCUUCCACAUAUCGCAGAUAUAUCGAUGAGAAUGUCGUGGUUGAAACUCUAUAAAGAAUUUCAGAAUAGUCUCGUAGGAAAAAUGUUAUUAUCUCCGUAUAAUUUGUCUAAAGAACAAGAUUUUAUAAAUGGUUUAAGAAAUGUUUUUUUAAAAUUAAAGCCAGCAAAAGAAUUUACUUUGGAUAUAGCAUUUGACAAAAACUUUACAAAAAUUAUAGCAUCUCGUGUUUUAUUACUAACGAAAGAUGUUAUUGAUGAUAAUAGUUAUAUUAAUAUCAUGAAAGAUAGUUAUGACAUUGCAAGCAAAUCGCCAAUAUCGGUUAAAGUUCAUAAUACUCAAUUUUAUUUAAUGGAACAAAGGUUUCUUAUCAAAUACGCUACAUUUCAAACAGCCAUAGUAGCUUCUGCUUUGAUUUGUAUUAUCUUUUUUCUUUUUAUUCCUGAUGUUAAAAGCGUAUUUUGCGUUGCAGUCGUUGUAUUCUGCAUUAUAUUCGAAACUUUAGGAUAUAUGAGUUUAUGGAAUGCUAAAUUAGAUAUACCUGCCUUAUGUACAUUUAUAUUGUGUGUAGGAUUUUCUAUUAAUUAUCCGAUACACAUUUCUUUUUCUUUUAUAACUGCUAAAAAUAAAGAACCACAUGAAAGAAUCAGAAAAUGCAUUUAUGAUGUUGGAUUUCCAAUUAUUCAAGGAUCCAUGUCGACAAUUCUAGGAAUACUAAUAUUAGCUUUUCAGCCUUUUUAUAGUACUGUUUUAUUCUUUAAGAUAAUUUUUCUUAUUGCUCUAUUAACUACUUUUCAUGCAAUGUUUAUUAUUCCAAUUACUUUAAGUAUAAUUCAAAAUUUAAAUUGUACUUUUGUUUUCAAGAAACGAAGGAUCAACAAUUAAUGUUUGUAAUGAGAUACAUUUACUAUAAUUACUAGAUAAUAUUUUUUUUAAUAAUUUUUACUUGUUUGUAUUUGUCGAUACUAUUAGAAAAAUUGUAAUUGUAUUAAAUUUUCAAUAAAACGACGUAUUAACGAAUCAAAUGAUAUAGGCCUAUAU